Messenger RNA from Panicum hallii, 837 nucleotides. RefSeq lists its product as uncharacterized. Bases 1 to 837 code for a protein of 278 amino acids. The record is from RefSeq and is a predicted model, not a curated record. Gene Ontology annotation, molecular function: zinc ion binding. The transcript is spliced from 6 exons. Lineage: Eukaryota; Viridiplantae; Streptophyta; Magnoliopsida; Poales; Poaceae.
AUGCCGCCGGCGGCUGGGGAUGGGGUCGUCUUGCCGGAGGCGACGGACAAGGACGACGUCGAGGCCUCGCCCGCCGCGUGCUGCCGCAUAUGCCUUCAGCCCGACUGCGCCCGCGGCGAUGAGCUCAUAUCUCCCUGUAGGUGCAAGGGGACACAGCAGUUUGUUUAUCGUACAUGCCUCGAUCACUGGAGGGCUGUCAAGGAAGGGACUGCAUUUUCACGCUGUACUACUUGCAAAGCACAAUUCCAUCUUCGGGUUGAGUUUAUGGAAGAUGACAUGUGUCGUAGAAUGAAGUUCCAGUUGUUUGUUGCUAGAGAUGUCUUCCUUGCAAUACAAGCAGUCAUUGGUACCAUUGCUGGUGUGGCAUAUCUGUUGGAUAGAGAUGGAAAAUUAAGAAACAGCUUUACUAAGAAUGGAGAUCACAUCCUGUCAAAGCAUCCAGUUUUGUUCUACUAUUGUCUUGGUGUGUUGGUGUUCUUUGCACUGAUCGGACUUUGUGGGCUGCUGUUACACUGCUUCUCCUCCGACAACACCGACCCAUCAUGCCUGGCCGGAUGCUCCUACGAGUGCCUGGAAUGCUUCGCGGCCUCGGGGGAAGCCUCCUGCCUCGUUCUUGCUAUCGUCGUCGUCAUCGUCUUCGCCAUCCCUGGUGUCAUCUACGGCUGCAUCGCGGCGACUCUGGCCUUCCAGAACAUCAUGCAACGCCACUACCACAUCCUCAACAAGAAGGAGCUGACAAAGGUGUACGUCGUGGAGGACCUGCGAGGGGGGUACGCGGCGCCACCCAAGAUGGACCCGAAGCACGAGCAGCGCCUGAAGAUGUUGCAGCUCAUGUAG